AGUGUGGAGCAGCGGUGGCGAAGGGCGGUUGUUCCAUUGGACGCGAGGUGGCUCUGGUGUGGCGUCUGGAUCAAUAUCAACCCGACGGGGAGCUGGAAGGGGCGGUAGAGUAGCCUAGUGAUCCUUGGUGUUUCUGCGGCUCCUCUCCCUUGUUUAUGUGGAUCGUGUGCGUGGCGAGAGCUGCCCGGGUCACGAGGGACUACUGAGAGGAGCGGGUGAGGGAGGAUGUGGGCGGCGGCGAGGGUGUGGGCGUGGCUGUGGGCGUGGGUGGUGUGCAUGGCCAGGCUGACCACGGCUAUGCCCACUUGGCAGUCAUGCAAAGCGGAGUGUGAGAGUCACUUCACCAACACUGAUCUCCUGCAGGCGGCCCUCUCAGCGACAUGCGGGCGUGGGUGCGACAUGUUUACCCUGGCGCUCAUCACUACGCCCCAGAGGACACGCGUCAUCCACCUGGGGCCUGUCGUUAUGCCCCCGCGACCUCCGCCCCCGCCCCCCGCAGCUCCCCCCACGACCUGGUGGUGGAGGUGGAGGAGCAGCAGGUCAUCGGGGCGGCGCAGAACGGAGUGGGACCAAAUGCAGACCACAAGACCCGCCACACCACCACCCAGCCCGCCGACCACCCCGUGCAGGACCAUCCCGCCCACCACCAGCCCACCACCACCCACCCGGAGGAGGCCACCCCGACCCACCACCAUCCUACCACCACGCAAGUUCCUGCCACACAUCCACCCUCCACCACCACCACCACCUCUACCACUUCCACCACCUCCGCCAUCAACCAGCCCGCGGUGCCCCUGCACGGUGACUCGGCGCACCACAGCGCCAUCAUCAUCCUGGGCGGCGACUCCCAGCAGGAGAUGAAUCACGAGGAGGUCGCAGGGCAGCACAUAGGCGAGGCGGUGGGGGAGAGGGAGAGGCUGCAGCAGGCCAAGGACUCUUGCAGACACGCCUGCGGGACGGCCUACCAAGUGUCGGCAGAGCGCGAGGCCUGUGUCGUGGGCUGCCACCUGCAGGCCGCCACAGCAGCAGGCGCCCCGCGGCCCAAGCCAAGGUCCCCGCUGGCUUUCUUCCAGCACGUGAUGGUGUCCCUGGCGGGGCACGUGGGCCGCCUGGUACGCAUCACCUCCUCCUGGACUUCCAGCACCGCCCAGACGCGCUACCAGGAGAGCCGCCAGCUGAGCCACCAUUACCAGCCUGCGCACCACCAGCAGGAGAGCCACAAGCAGCAGGAGGGGCACCACCAUCAACAGCCCCACCACCAGAGGGAGGGCCACCACUCGGCACCAGGCCGCGGCGACGACCAGCGGGAGCGUGAGGCCACAGGCGAGAAGCAGCAGGUGGCGGGACCUCGCGUGUACUACUCCCAGCUGCUCGGCCACUACACUAUAGGAGCUGGGUCCGGAGUGCUACUGCCUGACCCCCACGCCAGCCACCACGACUGCCGCCACCGCCACGUGACACAGCAGGGCCAGCAGCAGCAGCAGGACACGCCGCAGCACCUACAGCACGACAAACAGCCUAAGGAGCAGCACCAGCCAUACCACCACCACGUCCACCAUCAGCAGGAGCAACAGCAACACCAACAACAGCAGCAACAGCAGCAGCAGAAUCAGCAGCCGGCACAAACCCAGCAGGGGCAGCAGCAACUGGACCUGCUGGAGUGCAUCUCGCGGAAGUCAGGACUGCCCCGCUGGUUCAUUGCUGUCACCAUCUUCACCUCUGCCCUGGUAAUCCUGUGGCUGUGCUUCACCCUCACAGCGCCGCCCGAAGACAUCAAGGUGGUGAAAACAAAGCCGCCCGAGCUGGAGCUGGAGGAGGACCUGGAUGACUAUUUGGAGGACGACCUGACCUGCUCCGAGAAAAAACAGUUGCUGGCUCAGGCCGAUGACGUCAUCAAGAUUAAGAUUGAGAAUGUGUAAGAGA
Molecule: messenger RNA, 1923 nt
Organism: Scylla paramamosain (green mud crab)
Lineage: Eukaryota; Metazoa; Arthropoda; Malacostraca; Decapoda; Portunidae
Product: activating signal cointegrator 1 complex subunit 2 homolog
Exons: 7
Coding region: 381-1919 (512 amino acids)
Source: RefSeq, a predicted model, not a curated record